Messenger RNA from Uranotaenia lowii, 639 nucleotides. RefSeq lists its product as uncharacterized. The record is from RefSeq and is a predicted model, not a curated record. NCBI's taxonomy places the organism in Eukaryota, Metazoa, Arthropoda, Insecta, Diptera, Culicidae. The transcript has 2 exons. The coding region runs from base 121 to 579 and encodes 152 amino acids.
AUUUUAACUUUCGCAUCACACAGUGUAUAGAACUUUAAAAAAAAACAAAAAUCUAUCCCGCAUCGUGAAAUUGUUACGAAAUUAUCAAAACCGUCAAUCAUCUAAAACCCGGCAGAAAUUAUGUCUUUAUUACUAAGGAAGAUAGGUUACACUGGCCUAAGCACCUUUGCCGGUUCCAGAAACAAUUUGGUGACUCGGACGCUUUGUGCAGCUGCUUCACUUGACAGCAAAGAAAUCGAUAAGCUGGUUAAGAACAACAAAGUAGUUGUGUUUAUGAAGGGCAAUCCGGAUGCACCCCGAUGCGGAUUCAGUAACGCUGUGGUGCAAAUUCUGCGGAUGCAUUCGGUCCAGUACGAUAGCCACGAUGUGUUGUCGAACGAGGCUUUGCGACAGGGUAUAAAGGAUUACUCAAACUGGCCAACAAUACCGCAGAUUUUCAUCAACGGCGAAUUCGUAGGCGGAUGUGACAUAAUGCUCCAGAUGCAUCAAAACGGUGAACUUGUCGAAGAGCUGAAAAAAGUGGGCAUCAAAAGUGCUCUGGUGAUGGCUGACGAAUCCGGAGAGAAUCAAAAGAAAUAAUAGGAUGUUUAAAGUUCAUUCUCGUGUAGAGUUAUGAAUAUUUUUUUUUGUUGCUUCGAA